Messenger RNA from Marchantia polymorpha subsp. ruderalis, 5188 nucleotides. The record is from the annotation of a GenBank genome assembly. Lineage: Eukaryota; Viridiplantae; Streptophyta; Marchantiopsida; Marchantiales; Marchantiaceae.
AGGGGAGAGAGAGAGAGAGAGAGAGAGAAGAGGGCAAGGAGGAGGAGAGAAAGAGUGGAGCGAGGGGCUCGGCAGCAAACCCCGAGACGCAUGAGAUACAGAACCAAAUCUGCGGCAAGAGGAGGAGUGAAUCGAGAGGAGGAGUCGGGCGCGGAAGACAGAUAUUGGAAUUUCGACAUUCUAUGGCUCAAACUUGUGCGCGGAGUCCGAUCGAGCGCAGGUUGGCCUCUAGCACCUCGGUUUUGCCGAAUCGAUCGUUUUGGCGGAGCGGGUGCGAAGGCUUGCGAUGAAGAUGAUCAUGGUCUCGAGGAUGACGAAGUGACUGGCUUGGCAGCAGAGGCAUAUCGACCGUGACUGAGCAAGUGAGCACUCGAGCAUCGCACAGAGAGCCAGAGAGAGGAGGUAGAUAGAUAGUUAGAUAGCUAGGUACGUUAGUAUAUCAGAGUGUUGUAUUCAUUGCUGCUGCCGGUGUGGGUGGGUUGGUUGGUGGGGAUCGAUCGAGCGAGCGAUUGUUUCCGUUGCGACAAACCAUGGAAUCGUGAAUUUCAUCCCGAGGAAGACUUAUUCGUCGACGUGCUGUCUUGGAGAGGAGGGGGACGUGGGGAUGGUUUGCUUUUCGGAUGUGACGCUCGAGGAAUGGUAAGGGAGUGGAGAGCAUGAGACAGAAGGACAGCGUCACCAAAGUCGAGCAGAAGCCGGGCGCUGCGAUGUCAAGGAUUGUCCAGUGCCCGAAAUGCCGAGUUCUGCUCCAAGAGCCGCCUCCGGGCAAUCCUUACUACCAAUGCGGGAGUUGCUCCACAACUCUUCAAGCUAAGCAUGCCACAAAGGCAGAUUUGGAGUCAACGAAUCUGCGAUUCCACCCGGUCGACAAGUCGAACAGCAGGAGCUCGAAGUCAGACUCGUCGUCCGGGGAAAUAAGUGAGCGGGUCGGGGAUGAUUUCGCUUACGCGGGGGCCGAUGGGCACCGCUCGUGGUCACCUAUCCGCAAGGACGCCACUGCGUCGUACGCCCGGGCCCGAGGCGGGCCAGCCGCAGCCGCUCCGCCAGCGCCCGAGCACUUCCGCCUCUCGGCGGACAAUGCCAGGCACACCUCGGCCGAGAAGCAGCAGCCCGAUCAGCAGCAGGGCGGAGCAGCCGCAGCAGCAGCGCGAGCAGGGUACAGCGCAAUGGCCUCGAAGCACCCGCAGCCCUCGCAGCAGAUUGUGAAUUACAUGGUCUCGAUGAGCAGCUCGGAGGUGGACAUGACUCUGCUCGCGAACGAGAGCGCCUCCGGGGCCGAUUACAUCAGCAGGCGCCGCGAGCCGAGGUCGUCGGCCCCGAGCCCGCAGGAACCGGCCCCGGCCUACGGCAGCUCGGGCUUCAAUCUGCCUCGCCAUCCUGCGACGCAGGCUCCCAGGAUCCACCCCGCGUCUAGGUUAAACGGCGGACGGGCCGAUGCCGAGCCCGACGCUGCCCGGCCUCCGGCGGGUGCCAAUUCCAUCAUGGCCGCAGGUGGAGCGGGAGGCGAAAUGCUGUCGCUGCCCCGGCAGCCGUCCGGGGCCGCGGCCGAGCUGCAGAGGCAGCUCUCGGGCGCGGCCUUGGAUCAGCUGCAGCGGCAGCACUCGGGCCAGGCCUUGGACCAGCUGCAGCGGCAGCUCUCGGGCGCCGAGCAGGGCCUGCUCAAUUCUCAGAGUCUCAAGUCCGGGGGCGGUGCAGGGGAAUCGUCGUCGUCGUCGCGGUCGUCGUCCGGGCGCGCGUCGAAGCUGAAGUGGCAACCGCGGCCCGAGCCCGUGGAGAAUGCGGUUCCCUCGCCCAAGGCCGCCGACGUGGUGAUCGGCGGCAGCGGCAGCGGCAGCAGGGGCAAAUUUGAGGACGAUCGAAUCUCGUCGGCCAUCGCGCACGAAGAUCGGGUGAAGGAAACGACGUCGGUGGAGUACGUCGCGGAGAGGAACUGGAGGGAGUUGAGCAGCCGCAGGCGCAGCAAAGAGGCCUUGGAUCAGCAGUUUAUUCAACGCACACAAUCCGACGGGUCGGAAAAGAAUUUCGACAUGUACGAGAAUUCCGCCUACGAGGCCAGCGAGACGUCAUCGACCAUGGACGAUGGGGACGGCAACGAUGCCAGCAUGGGCCGCUUUUCCCCGCCGCCCCCGCUGCAGCUGCCGGAUAUUCGCGGGGGCGCUCCCAGGUCCCAGUCGCGUCCCAAUCUGCCGAGGUCCCGACCUCCGAGCUAUUCCGAGGACGGGAAUCCCCACGCCACUAAAAUGCCGACAGAGCUUGACAGCAUGGACACCGCACAUCCCCACGCUGACAAGGUCAACCGCCUGAAUCGGAGGCAGCACAGUUGGGACGCCACUCGCAUGGGCGCGGCAAGCAGCAGCAGCAACCUCGGCUCUCCCGUGCCUGCAUCUGAAACCUCAGCGAGCUUGCGCAAGUCCUCCAGUGAUGAUUAUGUGAGCAUGGUCAAGGAGAUCGAGCAUCUUCACAGCAGGGGUUCUUCCGAUCCGGGAGCCGUGUUCCUCCAGACUCAGCAAGUCGAUGCCUCCCAGACCCAACAGCAGCAGCAGCAGCAGCAGCAGCAGAAUCAUCAUCAGUGGGUUGCCCGCCUCAAGCCCCAGUCGUCGUUGCCCCGGUCUAAUGCGUCCGCCUCUUCUCCCGGUGCUUCUGGAGGGGGAGGCGGAGGGGUGAGCAGUCCUCGCCCACCCACUCACGGGCAGUGGUCGCAAUCGGGCUCGAAUUUGUCAUCGUACCCUGGCGAAUCCAAUCCUCUGCCUCCUUCACAGUUCGCGCCGCAGGCACCGAAUCAGGCCUCGAGACAAAUGCCGGAUUCGCUUCCGCCCAAACGCGAGGGCACUUACCCGCCGCUGCCUCUGCCGGGCGCUCUGCCUCACGUCGAGUGCCAGCAUUGUCACACCAUCCUCGCCGUGCCGGUGAACCUCCCCCCUCCCAAAAAAAGUACGCAGAAGCUCCGAUGCGGGGCGUGCAUGAAGAUUUCCACAUUCGCCGUGCCUCAGGCGGUGGAUUCCACCCAGGCCGCGGCCAGGCCCGAGGUUCUGCACUUCGGACAGUCUCUGUUCGCGUCCAGUCCCGAUGCGCAGAUGGAGGCGGGGUACCGGACGACGUCCGGCAGAUCUCUCAGUGCGACCUCGGACGAUUUGAGGAGAAGCGGGCGCAGGUUUUCGGACCUCUCCGACAAGAGUCUGCCCAUCACGAGAAACAACUCGAUCGGCAGCGCCGAUAUGCCGUCGGACGAGGAGCUGGCGGAGAGGGUCCGGGGGUUGAAGAUCGAUUCCAGUCCCGUCGUCGUCUCCACGAGCUCGGACGCUGGCACGCCGUCGAGCUACUCCGAGGUGUCGCCCUCGAACCCUGAUUACAAGUCGCGAUUCGGUCGUUCCCCGGGACCUCUGUACCCUAAGCGAACCUCGUUGGAGCACUCGGGCUCCGGGGGCAGACAUCAAACAGAGGAACGGUCUCGUUUUGCGGAUCUCAAAGGCCCGGCGCCACGAGUUCCCUAUCACGAGGGGAGCGUUGGGACGAGCAGCGACGACGAGAACGAGUCGGGCCAUCGGAAUUUGGCCCACAUCGGCUCGCCGUCGAUGUCGAUGGAAGGGGGCCACCGCCACACUCACAGCAACUCCAGGUCUCCUCCCCCUCCCGCGCAUCCGCAGUCUCCGCCCAUGUUCGAUCCCAGGACCUCUCCGUCGGGCCAUGGCAUCGGCGAGCAUUCGGCCAAAGAGCAGCAAGCGCAUGAGCAGCCCAAGGGUUUCAAAGGUUUCAAAGGCUUCAGCACCUUCAAGGAGCACCUCCGGGAGCUCACUCACAAGGGCAGGGGUGCCAGUGCCAAUCAUUCUCGGAGCAGAGUCACUGUCAACGGCGAAGCCAUACCCGAACAUGUGAUCAAGAAGGCUGAAGAGCAGGCCGGACACAUCAGUCCUGGCAACUACUGGUACGAUGCGCUGGCUGGAUUCUGGGGCGUUGCAGGAGGACAGUGCGAGGGCAUCAUUCCCGCUCAAAUCGAGGAGUUUCAGCAUCCUAUGUCGAGGAAUUGUGCCGGUGGUACAACCAACAUCUUAGUCAAUGGCAGGGAGCUGCACUCGAGAGACCUGGAGAUACUCGCUAGACGUGGACUUCCCAGCAUUCCAGGGAGGACGUACCGGAUUGACAUUGGCGGGAGAGUUGUUAACGAAGCGACUGGAGAAGAACUUAGAGGACUCGGACCACUCGCACCUUCAGUGGUGCAAAGGGGGCGUGGAAACGGCAUGCAAACAAGAUAACGCAUGAGCAGGGAGGAAAAUCUAGUUAUUGUAACAUUUUAGGACUCGAGCAUAGCAUUGCCGGCUAUAUGCCGGCUGGCCACGAUUUUGUGGCUCCAUUAUGUACUUAUAGGCUGGACUUUGAAAAGGAGAUGGGCAUUAAAGACGAAGUUUGAUACACUUAACCGUGUGGUCUAUCUGAAAGGAGUAGGUUAGAUGCAUUAUCGUUCCACUCGUUUCCACACUCGAGAGUUACGUUCAGCCCAGUCGAUACCUAGUAAUCGAAUUCUACGAGCUUCAAGACAGCGACGCGAUUCUCGUUAUCGGUCCAUGUGGGAGAGGGAGUGUACUUUUAAAGCCUUCGCAGAGAACUAUUAUUUAUAAGCAAUUUUUUUUCAGGACCCGGAUGUGAGGUUCGCCUGAUCAUGGUUGCCGAGUCAGACCAUGAUUGUCGAUGGUUAAUACUCUUCUUUGUUGAGCAGGUCGGCGUGAAGUCCAUCUUGAACAGGCUAUCUAGUAUAUCAUGCGUAGUACGAAGCUUGGUGCCACCAAUGUGUUUGUUCCCAUGACGAAUAAGUGAUUCGUUCACCAUCCAACCCACCUGCAGCUCUAGAGAAGUAUCCUGUGUGCGUGCAGUAUUUGAGAGUCGACUUGAGUUCGUUGUGCGUAGGAAGAAGCGGAGUUUUUUACUGGCUCAACUCGUCUCGUCUUCACAUGACGAAGGAGCUCGAAUAAAGAAACAUUUUCUCACAGCUAUAGCAAUCUCUUCGUCUUACACGGUUUAGGUAGUCUAGUUUUCUAUCUUUGACAUCGUUUGUCAAUUAUUUGCUCUACAUCUUGCCGAGUCAAGGCAGCUGUACAUUUCUCUCUGGAACUACAGUCACUGCCCGCCCGGAUUGUUUGUUAUUCGGUGCACGACGUGCCAAGAUAUGCAACGACUUGUCUGUGACCUUCUUUGG